Stegodyphus dumicola is the source of this 1191-nucleotide messenger RNA. Its product is annotated as pheromone-processing carboxypeptidase KEX1-like. The record is from RefSeq and is a predicted model, not a curated record. NCBI's taxonomy places the organism in Eukaryota, Metazoa, Arthropoda, Arachnida, Araneae, Eresidae.
CAAAAUACUCCAAAGAAAUUUACUAAUUCCUUUCCCAAUGUUAAAAUUGAUGCUAAACGUACAUCAAAUACACAGCCAGUUUGUUAUUCUUGUGGUUUGGAAGGCCACAAAAGCAAUACUUGUCCUAAUAAAUCUAAUGGCAAAUUCUGUUAUGGCUGGCAAAAUUAUGGUCACGUUCAUUCCAAUUGUCCCAAACGUUCUGGUAGUUCUACCGCGGAAUCUGCUCCUAAUUGUUCUACAUCUGAUAGUACUGUAAAUGCCCUUUCUGCUCAAAAUUUUUCUAAAAAUCCUAUGCAUGUUGAUAUUCAACUUAAAGGAACUCAGUUAACUGCUCUCUAUGACACUGUAUCACAAGCAACACUUAUUACGGAGAAAACAUACCGUAAAAUUGGUUCUCCACCAUUACAUCCUUCCAGAAUUACAUUCUCGGGACUUGGCCGAGACACGGUUCAAAGUAUUGGAUUCUUUCAAGACUACAUUCAAAUUGAAAACACUAUUUUACCUGCAAAAAUCCAUGUAGUAAAAAACUAUAUGAUUCCUCUUGAUGCGAUUAUUGGAAUAGACUUUUUGCAACAAACUCGAUUUACAUUUGAUAAAGAUGGUAUUCAUUUAUGCAGUAACAAUAAUGAUCAAAUUUUUGUUAAUGUUGCUAAUUUGAAGAAAACAAGUAAGGAAAAUGAUGAUGCUGCACAUGACGAUUUAGAAUUGGAUUUAGAUGAUGACAAUUUGGAUUUGGUUGAUCACGAUGACAAAGAUGAUGCUGAUACCAAUCAUGGAGCUCAUGACGAUGAUGUUGAUGAAGAUGGUGAUGACGCAGACAACGACAUGGAUCAAGAUCAUGAUAUUGAUGAUGACGAAAAUCAUAACGCUAAUGGUGCUGAUGAUGAUGAUGAUGACGUUGCUGUUGAUGAAGAUCAUGUCAAUGAAGAUGAUGUUGAUGACAACGAAGAUGAUGAUGAUGACAGUCAUGAAGCUAAUUGUAAUGAUGAUGUCGAUAAUGAUCCAAACGUGCAGAAUAAUGAAGAAAUUGUGAAAAAUAAACUGAAUCAAUUUCAACAAGCAUGUGCUAAUCAAGCAAACGAGAAAAAUUACUGUUUCAUACACUUUAUCUGCUUCACGUCCCAAAGAAACGGAAGAAGAAAGCCUGGAAGUAUAAACGAAGAAAAUUUAAACGAACUUCAAAGACAAUGA